CAGGAGCAGCAAGUGAGCAAGCGUGGGACCUCCUCCUCUCCACGUAAACACUCAGAUUCCCACAGAAACCACACACACAGAGGCAUCUCUGCUUGUUUUUAAACUCUUUUGUCCUUUCUUUGUGCGCGUCCCGGCUGUUUGCACCUGUGGGACUGUCACUCUAGCAGCACCUGGGACUUGUAUUCCUCUCUGGGAGCAGCUCACAUUCCCAGACCUGCUGUGGCUGUCAGUCCGCCAGUGGACUAUGCCCCCCUCAGUCAGCUGAGGGAGGGGGCUCCGAGCUGCUCAGGCUCCCAUCUGGAGAAGGCUGGGGCUGAAAUCAAAGAGGAGACCGUUAGGUUAUUGCUGAAGAUGCAAGCCUCAACUGUCUCACCUGUGACCAACACUACAGUACCUUCAAACACAACCGCCGUUACAAAGUCCAAAGAACAAAUACUCAUCCAAAGUUCUGGGGCGAUGAUCGCUGUCAUCGUCAUAGGUCUUAUAAUCAUUCUUGCCAUUCUGCUGAUCAUCCUGAAGACGUACAACAGGCGGACACAUGUAUCCAGAGUCCUGGGGGCCAGCGGUGGCUCCAAACCUCGUCAGAAGAUGUCACAAUCGACAGUUCAGAGCAGCAUGCCGCUGAGCACCAUGGGAGUUACCUCUGUGUCUGGCAGCAUCGGCAAUUCAAACCCACCCCCGGAGAACGGCUUCCGGCUGCCGAGGGUGGAGCUGAACAGCGUGGAGGAAAACCACAUAGAGCAGUCAAGCACCACCAGCGGAUCCACUGCAGUCACCAUACACGAUGCUCCAUCAUUAGGAAACACAUAGCAACAAGACUGUGUGGUCCCGUCUCACAACAGACAUCAACUGAUGUGUUGUCUUCAUCUGUGACCGCGUACUGUGUGCUGACUGAAUCCUGUGGAAACUCAAUCUGUGACGUUGGUGUUGAUGGCCACUACAUGGAUAACAAGAUGUCCUAUUGAUGUGCAAAAAUAAACAUCAUGAACAAAAUUCUGCCAUAAAACAGACACAACAGAUUACAUGAAGGAUGUGGCGUGACAGGAAGCUGAGACUUACUUGUGAGGAAUUGCUGCUUGGCGACAGUCAGUGUUCAGAGUAUAGAUGCCAUGCGUUUCUCACUCUUUGUGCUUUUCCCAUCACUACCAAUACAAUGAAGAAAAUGUGUACUAAAGACUGUAAUCGCUGGACAACAUUGCUCUUAAUUGUGUACAUUUCUGUAUUAAAGAGGGCCACAUAGGUUUAUGAGUAAAUGUAGAAUUAGAAUAAAGUUCAGAGAAGACAAGGACAGAAUAAAAGAAGCUAUGUUUGAGGAAAAUAUGUUAAUUGUGCAGAUUAAACAGAUUUAGCCUUACCUGGUUAACCUUCAAUUAUACUGUCGUUGUUUUCUGAUCACAGAUUCUCUGAUUAGCAUUUGUUGAAAAAGUAUAUAAAAUGUCAGUGUAUUUUUUUACCCUGUAUAAUGAAGAGUCCACAGAGAUAUCUUGUGAGACAUCUGGGUGUCCAGACACGCUGAUGUGAAUCCUUUUUAGUUUGAUACCAAAGGAUUUAGCACUUUAUUUUCAUUGCUCCCUGUAUUUGUAUUGUUUGUUGUUCUUUAAAUGAAAUGAGAUGGAAAAUAAAUUUAAUAUUUCUAACUGUG
This is a messenger RNA of Chelmon rostratus (copperband butterflyfish), 1642 nucleotides long. RefSeq names its product non-compact myelin associated protein (gene ncmap). Gene Ontology annotation, cellular component: plasma membrane; Schmidt-Lanterman incisure; paranode region of axon. Gene Ontology annotation, molecular function: structural constituent of myelin sheath. The transcript has 4 exons. The record is from RefSeq and is a predicted model, not a curated record. Lineage: Eukaryota; Metazoa; Chordata; Actinopteri; Chaetodontiformes; Chaetodontidae. The coding region runs from base 352 to 810 and encodes 152 amino acids. Gene Ontology annotation, biological process: regulation of myelination.